AUGAACGCCGAGGCUUAUCUGCGCAAGCAAGGCUGGCAGGGCUCAGGUCACUCGCUCGACCAAACCGGCCGCGGCAUCAAGAAGCCGCUUCUCAUCGCCCACAAGAACGACCAGCUCGGACUCGGCAAGAAGAAGGCGGCGCAUACGACAGACGACCAGUGGUGGUUGCGCGCAUUUGACCAGAGUCUGCAGAGCAUUGGUACAGGCAAGGACAGCACGCUUGACCAGAUCCGCACCCAAGGCAUCUAUCGCGGAGGUCUCUAUGGCUUCUUCGUAAAGGGCGAGAUGAUUGGAGGUACGAUUGGAGAAUCCUCAGCGACCACCACAGACGCAUCGAAUCCCGCUUCCGGCGCAAGCACGCCUCCCACAUCCGCAUCCGACACCGAAACGCCCGCGCCUACCAAGGGGAAAACCGACAAAAAGAAGAAGCGCAAGCGAGACGAGGGAGAUGCCUCGGUUAGCAAAAAGGCGAAGAGCGACGCGGUCGAAUCGAAGAAUGAACAAAGCUCGGCGGCAGUCACGGGCAAAGACCUGAAGGCCGUAACGAAGAAGCUUGCGAAGCUGAAAACCGAAGAAAAAGCCGAGUACGAGACGCGCGCGAAAGCAAAGGGCCAGACACUCGAGCAAUACGUCCUCCGUCGCAUCCAGAAGAAGUCAGAAACGCGCGCUCCUAAGCCAGUAGAAAAAAUCAAGGAGAAGAAAUCGAAGUCGGAUAAAAAGGAGAAGAAGAGCAAGAAGGCGCAAUAA
Messenger RNA from Alternaria incomplexa, 747 nucleotides. RefSeq lists its product as uncharacterized. The transcript is spliced from 2 exons. The record is from RefSeq and is a predicted model, not a curated record. NCBI's taxonomy places the organism in Eukaryota, Fungi, Ascomycota, Dothideomycetes, Pleosporales, Pleosporaceae. The coding region runs from base 1 to 747 and encodes 248 amino acids.